Fundulus heteroclitus (mummichog) is the source of this 500-nucleotide messenger RNA. RefSeq names its product ATG12 autophagy related 12 homolog (S. cerevisiae) (gene atg12). Gene Ontology annotation, cellular component: phagophore assembly site membrane; Atg12-Atg5-Atg16 complex; cytoplasm. Gene Ontology annotation, biological process: nucleophagy; autophagosome assembly; C-terminal protein lipidation. NCBI's taxonomy places the organism in Eukaryota, Metazoa, Chordata, Actinopteri, Cyprinodontiformes, Fundulidae. The coding region runs from base 47 to 403 and encodes 118 amino acids. The transcript is spliced from 4 exons. The record is from RefSeq and is a predicted model, not a curated record.
UCCCGAGUGGGCGGAGACCAUUAGGUGGGACUCUUGUGAGCUAAACAUGUCCGACAAGGCUGAGUCUCCAACAGAAACACAUAAAGAAGAACAGCCGCAGUCACCGUCAGAAAACUCCGAGACUAGUGAAGAGAAGAAGAAAAUCGAUGUGCUGCUGAAGGCGGUGGGAGACGCUCCUAUAAUGAAAACGAAGAAGUGGACGGUGGACAGGGGCAGGACGGUGCAGUCCCUCGCUCAGUUCAUUUCUCGCUUCCUCAAACUCGACGCCAACGAGCAACUGUUCAUCUAUGUACACCAGUCAUUCGCGCCAUCGCCAGAUCAGGAAGUGGGCGUCCUCUUUGAUUGUUUCGGCAGCGACGGGAAACUAGUUCUGCAUUAUUGUAAAUCUCAAGCUUGGGGUUAAUUGCUUUAUUUCAAUUUGAAUUAUGUCAUUUAACAAAAAAUUACCGUCUUCAAGUUUGUAUGUACAUACUCUGUAAAUAAAUAAUCGUAAAAAAACA